Tachysurus fulvidraco (yellow catfish) is the source of this 2693-nucleotide messenger RNA. RefSeq names its product heat shock protein 70 family, member 13 (gene hspa13). Lineage: Eukaryota; Metazoa; Chordata; Actinopteri; Siluriformes; Bagridae. Gene Ontology annotation, molecular function: ATP binding; misfolded protein binding; ATP-dependent protein folding chaperone. The coding region runs from base 131 to 1438 and encodes 435 amino acids. Gene Ontology annotation, biological process: vesicle-mediated transport; protein refolding; cellular response to unfolded protein. The transcript has 5 exons. Gene Ontology annotation, cellular component: cytoplasm; cytosol; plasma membrane. The record is from RefSeq and is a predicted model, not a curated record.
UGACUACAUUUCCCGUAAACACAAAACUCUCCAGUUAGGUGGACGUGUACAUGCGUGUUGAUUAAAAUGUUAGUCUCCCGGCUUGGUUUCAGUUACUGAAGGAACGUCACUGUAGCUAUCGUGAGCAGAAAUGGCAGGAGAAAUGUCUAUAAUCGGUUCGGUGAUUUUAGCCUUAUUCCUAGCUGGAUAUUUAGGUCAGCAGUAUCUACCUCCUCCUAAACCCAGAGUCAUCGGGCUCGAUCUCGGGACGACGUUUUGCUCCGUAGCCGUCUUCCAGCCAGGGACGGGAGACGUGGAGGUGAUCGGAGACGAGAAGGGUAGAAAAAGCAUCCCUAGUGUGGUGUCCUUUACAGAGACGGGGGUUUACGCCGGACACGAAGGCCAGGAGUUGGCUGAUGUCAAUCCGCAAAAUACGGUUUAUGAUGGCAAGCGAUUUAUCGGGAAGAUUUUUGACCAGAAGGCGCUGGAGCAGGAGAGCUCUCGUUACCCCUUCAAGGUCGUGCUGAACAACGACAGUGCCGAGUUCCUGCUCCAGACGAACGGCACCUUCACCGUGACACCCGAGUUCAUCGGCUCUCGGCUACUGUUAAAGUUGAAGAAAAUGGCGGAGCAGUACCUCGGGGUCCUCAUCGACAAAGCAGUGAUAUCGGUGCCCGCAGAGUUCGACGAGCGGCAGAGAAACUACACUAUCAGAGCUGCAGGAUUAGCAGGGCUGGAAAUCUUGAGGGUCAUUAACGAGCCCACAGCAGCGGCGAUGGCAUACGGGCUUCAUAAAGUGGACGUGUUUAACGUACUGGUGGUGGAUCUGGGAGGAGGAACGCUGGAUGUGUCUCUGCUCAAUAAACAGGGCGGGAUGUUCCUCACCAGGGCCAUGGCAGGAAAUAAUAAGUUAGGAGGACAGGACUUCAGCCAGCGACUCUUCCAGCACGUCAGCGACCGAGUGCUUCAGCAGUACGGCAUCGCCCUGUCGUUAAAAGAGGACGUCCAGCGUCUGCGUCAGGCUGUAGAAGAAGCCAAACUCGGCCUGACUGUGAACUCUAGCGUCACCCUUAAAGUCCCCCUGCAUCUCCGGACCUCAGGAGCGCAGGAAGAACGCGUCACCUUCCAGCAGGAGCUCAGCCGCCAGCUCUUUGAGGAACUUAACGCAGAUCUCUUCCAGAAGAUCCUGGCCCCCAUCGAGACGGUCCUGGCGGAGGGACGUCUGGAAAAAGACGAGGUGGACGAGGUGGUGCUGGUGGGCGGUUCCACGAGGAUUCCUCGCGUCCGCCAGAUCAUCAGCGAGUACUUCGGGAAGGAGGUAAACACGCGCGUAGACCCGGACCUGGCCGUAGUGACGGGCGUGGCUCUACAGGCGGGCAUCAUGGGAGGAUCGUGGCCUCUGCAGGUCAGCGCCAUCGAGAUUCCCAACAGACACCUGCGCAAGACCAACUUCAGCUGAGACUCGGCAGCAGGCGGAGGAACUCGAGAUGCAGCCACAAGUCAUGAAUAAUUUCCCCUCCGAGUGGAAAGUCUCUAUUUGGACGUUUAAAGUUUCAUACGAUCUGCCCAACAUUUUUAACUCCCGAUCACUCGUGCACUAAAACACAGCAAACUUGACAUUCAGCCACACAGAUCGUGUGGGUUCUUUAAGAGAACAGUUUAUAUUUUUAGGUAAAGCAGGGUGGGUGGAACACGUGACAUGUUCUGCCUACAUUUCUGAAAGCUUUAAAGAAGGUGAUCUUCAUCUAACUCUAAAGGUUCCAGGACCAAGCUGUAGGGUUUCUACAGAAGCUCUAAACUCACUAGGAGACCUCGUACGUGUUGCCGGGCAACAUAGAAAAUAAAAUAUAGAAGAAAGUGUAUGAAUUGGAAUGAAGCACUAGAUUGUUUGUUUAUUUUGGCAAGGAGAAAAAGAACACAUUAGAACACAGCAGAGUUCCAACGCUGCAGUCACACGGAUCCAUCAGGAACGCACUUCCAGCUACACGUUACAGUAAGAGUGACCAGACGACGACGGGAUGGAUGACACACAGAGUUAAAGCUCCACCGUCUACUAAAGUUCAGUCGUAACCUUGAUGGAAACCGAGGUCAGACAAAAGACAAAACUAAUUCACACGAUGCGAGAGAAAGAAAGAAAGGAAGUGGAGGAGAAAGAACAUAAUCAGAACAGACCACCAGACUUUCAUCAGCUAAUUAUUUAUUUUUAUUAUAACCUCUCAGCCAGAUCAUGACUGAUAUUUAAGUCACUGAGUUUACAGCUUUUUGUUUUUGUUUGUUUGUUUUUUUUUAAAUUUAUUUUCAAUUUUAGUAUUUUUUUUAUUAAUUUCUUUUCAUUUAAAUGAUUUUUUUUAAAGAAAUUUGCUGCUCUUAUUUGUGCAUCAUGAGCUGAUCGUGGUUCAUCUUGCCUUUUUAAUUUUUUUUGGGAAACUUAAGCUGAUCUGUUUUGCUCACCAAAAUUCCUUAAAGACUUCUACCAUCUAAACGUGUCCGUGUUCAGGCUCUUAAACGCAGCUAACACGUGUACAAAACACAAUUCCACACUGUCUCAUGGUCAGUACUGUAUUUUACAUAUUUAAUGUAUAUUUUUGUCAUUUUUUUUGUAGCACAUCAUCUUACAUUUCAAGCUUGGAAGGAAAAAUGUUGCACUUUAAAAUACAGAAGUAUAAAUGUUUGUUUUUUUUUUCUGUCAGUCUGGAAUUAAAAAGGUAACUGUG